AUGGGCUCACCUCAAUUGAAUAUUUCCGGUCCUUCUCCAGUUUUAAAUGGGCCUCAUAUCGAUCAAUGGGGAAGCCUGAGAUCUGAACCAUCAUCAGGUAUGAACGGUAUCAAAAGGGACCUGGUGAACAAAAUUCGGAUAAAUAAAGGACUGUUCGUCGGAGAAGUUCAAUGGUGUAGCAACCUUUCGCUAGAUGACUGGAAAGCUCAUCGCUUGGAGAUUAACGGUAGUGGCGGUCUUUGCCAUGCGGUCAGUGAAGAGAACAUGGCGGACUUAUCUGUUUCAGGAACAGGUCUGGAGUAUUCAAACAAGCCUAUUAUAAGACAUUUACAAGCUUGUAAGAUACGGCUUUUAGAUAAUGAUCAAGGUAUUCACCCAAUUUUGAGAGUUGAGACUUACUAUGCUACAACGUACAUGAAAGUAGCGGACCGUGACACAUUUUUUGACUUAUUCGCAGCUCUUGUUUUCUGGGCUAGCCUGAAGGACAAGGGAAUUUUCAACAAAUAUGUUGUCAUCCAACCAAUCGUUGCAAAGCAGCAUAAUCCUACCCCGCUACUAGUAUGUCAGUUUAAUGUCUACACCCGGAUUCCCAGGAACAAGAACGUAUCACUCAAAACCAAUAUACCCGUACCGCCUUUUCCAAAUAGGGUUUCAGCAUCUGAAGAAUUUGGGUGGUUUUCAGCUAUGGGCAAGUUGAGUUCUGAUGGUAGAUUAGAUCUUCUUCUGCAAAGCGAUGGGUCGUUACUUUGGUCCUUCGACAUCACAGAACUUUUGAGAUCGGAAAUUCAAAUCCUCGAUCCCUGUCUUCUUCAAAACGAUACGUUCUUGUUUUUGGGAGUAAUCCCAAAGCUCAGGGAUCAACUGAAAAUGUCUCCAGGAGGCUCAUUCUCUGUUAAUUCUCAAAGAGAUAAAUUCAAUUCUUUCGGCAUAGUGUUACAAUUUCCCCUCAGAAUCGAUCUGGAAGAUUGGCUUGUGGCCCUAAGCACUUUCGCUCAAAUCGAAACUGUGUCACUAAUAGGCACGGACAAGUCUAACGAGUUAAGAAUUUCGAACCGUUUCAAGAUAUCCAUUCUGGAGGCAGAUUUCAGUGCCAUAAAUCUAACAAACUUCGAUAACGAAACCAAACGCGAAAACCCUCCAGAACUAUACGUGGAGAUAUCUGUAUGGGAUCAUUGUUGGGCAAGGACAUCAAUUGUUUCAGAUGCAGGUUCCCCUUUUUGGCGGGAGGAGUUCGAUUUUAAUUUCUCUGUCAAAACCUCGCCAGUGUGCAUAAAAGUAAUGCUUGCCGUUGAGGGAAACAGGUCGUACUCAGCACAAGACAAAGUGUUGGGUGAAAUAGAAAUAACUCAAGAAAUGAUAAAUGAUGGAAGUCUUAGUGCUGAAACAAGAAUUCCAAUCUUUGACGUUGAGAAUAAACAUUUCCAAUUAGGCACUUUGUGCAUCAAGGUGGCCUCCAGUCUCAAUGCAAUUCUCCCCUCAGUGAAUUUCAGCAGAUUAGAAUCCAUGCUCUCACGCAUGAGUCUAACGAAAAUGACGGACUACUUAUAUGAUAUUUCGAUAGCGGACUAUCUCAAGUUAGAGGACUUGUCGAUGGUUUUGCUGGACAUUUUUCAAACGGUUGACAGGACCAACGAUUGGUUCCAAGCAUUAGUUGAUAAAGAGUUCAACGAGAUAGACACAAGCAUAUUGAAAAACACAACAAAGAACCUCUCUUCCUCGAAUAUCUACAGUUCGCUGUUCAGAGGAAACUCGAUUCUCACAAAGUCAAUGGAGAAGUAUUUCACUCGUAUUGGUAAGGAAUACUUGGAAAAGGCCAUAGGAGGCACUAUACGAAAGAUUGUAUUCUCGGACAUGUGCUUAGAGCUCGAUCCCAAUCGAAUAAGAGCCGAUGACUCCAGGAAGGGAAACAUCAUAAGGGGAAAUUACACGCGUCUUUUAAAGCUUGCUGAGGAAUUAUGGGCGCGUAUCUACAAAACUAGUAAUGACCUACCAUAUGGAAUCAAGGAACAACUCAAGGCUGUCAGGAAAAACAUUGAAAUUAUCUACAAAGAUCACGAAUACAAAUUAAUCAUGAAUUGUGUCUCGGGGUUUCUGUUCCUGCGCUUCUUCUGUCCUGUAAUACUGAAUCCCAAACUUUUUCAUAUAGUGGAGAACCAUCCUGAAGAAGGUCCCAAAAGAACAUUGACACUAUUGGCGAAGAUAUUGCUGAAUUUGUCAAAUCUUACAUUAUUCGGUAAGAAGGAACCAUGGAUGACAGAAAUGAAUUCAUUUAUAGCCAAAAAUGAAGCUGAGCUUAUUGACUAUAUUGAUAAAGUAACAGACAAGAAGCUCGAUUUCACCACUAAGACUCUCAAAUUGAGUAGCAGUGUUGUGCGACCAAAGAUACCACUUAAUGGAACAAUCAGAAACGAACUACCAACCAAUCCCUACCUUAUUGACAGGUACUUGAGAGAAACAGAGCUGAUAAGUGUCCUCUCGAUUUCGCGGCGGCACGAAGAGAAACAACUCGAAGCACCUAGCACCAUCAGCAUGAACCGCUUAUCCAAGGAUAAUCCAUCCUCCGCGCCAAGUCCAACCAUCGGUCCGCCAAAUACAAAAAUAGGCGAAUUGGAAUUUGAAAAACUGAGUCACAACAAUGCUGAAAUAUUUGGUGAUGAUCUACUUAAAUAUUUAGCGAUUGAUUCGCAAGGUUCCCCAGUAGAAAAAAAGCCAACACGAUUAGGUGCCGUCAUAGAUCUGACAAAAAAUUUGGAGCAGGAGUCUUUACUAUUGUAUCACCGACUCGAGCACCUUACUCAGGUGUUGUCAGGUUACGAGCAUCCUAACGAAUUAAUUCUGGGGAAAGCUGAGUUUGCUCUGUACCUCGUGGACCACUUGUGUUUGGAUGGAAGUCUCAACGUUAAGCUCGACCUUACGGGUAGUUACGCAAGAUACGACAAGGUAGAUAAGCUUUGCUCUGAUUCGUCAGCGUUUACAAAAAUGCUAAGCAAACCGCGAAGCCCGCCGGUCAGCAAAAAUCCUUCAAGAAGCCACACAAUUAGGUCCAGCACGAAAUCUGGCUCUUUGAAGUCCCUAUCGUCCUUCAAAAAAAACACUGUGGACUUCGAUUCGAAAACAGAUGAAAAAUCAGGAUUCAAGUUUCUUCGACUGUUCAGAAAAUGA
Messenger RNA from Lachancea lanzarotensis, 3162 nucleotides. It is a transcript of the gene BUD2, whose product is annotated as LALA0S02e02476g1_1. Lineage: Eukaryota; Fungi; Ascomycota; Saccharomycetes; Saccharomycetales; Saccharomycetaceae. The transcript has a single exon. The record is from RefSeq and is a predicted model, not a curated record. The coding region runs from base 1 to 3162 and encodes 1053 amino acids. Gene Ontology annotation, biological process: regulation of GTPase activity.